Messenger RNA from Erigeron canadensis, 1747 nucleotides. RefSeq names its product putative E3 ubiquitin-protein ligase UBR7. Gene Ontology annotation, molecular function: ubiquitin protein ligase activity; zinc ion binding. The record is from RefSeq and is a predicted model, not a curated record. The coding region runs from base 228 to 1448 and encodes 406 amino acids. Lineage: Eukaryota; Viridiplantae; Streptophyta; Magnoliopsida; Asterales; Asteraceae. The transcript is spliced from 5 exons. Gene Ontology annotation, cellular component: cytoplasm.
UCCUCUACAUACACAUCCAUCUAUAUCUAUAUCUAUAUCUACACGCUUAUACUGGUUAUCUUAAAAUCCACGAAAUCUCAGUUAUUCUUCCUUUUGUUAGCUAUAUAUAUUACUCUAUGAUGAAAUUCAAAUCAUCCAUCAUCAUUUUCUCUUAAUCACCUUUUUUAGGGUUUGUUUGGGGCAAUCAAAUCAAAAUAAAAAAGUAUAUUAAAGAAAAAGAAAAAAAAAUGGCUGAUGCUUUUGAAGAAGAACCUGAGGAAACUGUUUCACUCACUGAGUUUCUUAAGGAAGUUGAUGAUCAGGAACUUGAGGCAGAUUUGGUUUUGGGUGCCGAUGAGGGAACGGAGUGCACCUAUGUCAAAGGUUAUAUGAAGAGGCAAGCAAUUUUCUCGUGCUUAACUUGCACUCCAGAAGGAAAUGCUGGCGUUUGCACAGCGUGUUGUUUGACUUGCCAUGAUGGCCAUGAGAUGAUAGAACUUUGGACCAAGAGAAAUUUCAAAUGUGAUUGUGGCAAUUCAAAAUUUGGAGUAUCCUACUGCAAACUUUUACCAAGCAAAGAUAAUGAAAACGGAGAAAACUCUUACAACCAAAAUUUCAAGGGAAAAUACUGUACCUGUGGCCGCCCCUAUCCAGAUCCAGAUGCCGAGAAUCCAGUAGAGGAGAUGAUCCAGUGCUGCGUAUGUGAAGAUUGGUUUCAUGAGGAGCAUCUUGGCCCCGACUCAACUAAUGAGUUACAGAUCCCCAGAGACGAGGAAGGCGAACCACUGUAUGAAGAUCUUAUCUGCCACAUGUGCUCGUCCACCUGUUCUUUUCUGCAGCUGUAUCCUCAAAUCAUAUGUGCCCCGCAUAAGCAACAAACUGCUGCAACUACUUCUAAAGAAAAAGGUGUGGAGACUGCACCUUCCGCUUCUGGAUCCUCUACAAUGCCUGAAAAUGGUAGUACUUCAGUGAUUUAUAAUGUAGAUCCUGGGGUGCCUGAUCGCAACUCCAAAAGUGUGCAUGAUGAUAAGGGUUUGAUCCUUGGUGAGAAAUCUGAUACAUGUGUUCUUGGUGUUGAUCUGUUAACCACUGAAUUGACAUUGGGAAAAAGCCAACCGAUGUUUCUUGUAAAGAAUUGGAGGGAGGCACUGUGCAGAUGUGGUAAGUGUUCCGAUUUCUAUGCCAGAAAGAAAAUUAGUUUCCUGCUGGAUAAGGAGGACUCGAUUGCUGAGUAUGAGAAAUUGGCAAAACAGAAGAGGGAUGAAAAAAUGCAGCAACAAGAAGGGGCGGAUUUAGAUUUCCUUGGUAAUCUUGGGCAUGUGACGAAGAUGGAGAUACUUUCGGGCAUUGCUGAUAUGAAAGAUGAGCUCCAGUCAUUCCUGCAAUCCUUUGAUGGAUCGAAGCCAAUCACACCUGAUGAUGUCCGCCAAGUGUUUGAUAACCUUAAGAAACGUCGGCGCAUGGACUGAUCUGCUUAGAGGUCUGGCUUUUGCAACUAAAUCUAGUUCUACUAAUCCCUAUGCACUAGUCAAUCACCUCUUGUUUGGCUUGUUUUAUUAGUAUGUUAUCUUGCAGCGUGAAACUUGUAAUUUUUCCCAUUUCUGUUUAAGAACCGAAAACCUUGAUCAUGGUUUGGACUUGCUAUGGUGUUCUUGAUCUGCAAGUUAAAAUGUUAACUUUGAUCUCGUGUUUUACUCUUGAUAAAAGUAGCAACUUCCAAAUCUUGUUAAAGUCGACUUUCAAUCAUGAGAUGCUUUGUUCUUUAUUC